AUUACUAUGCAACAAACUACAUGAAUCUAAAGCCUCGUUUUUGAUCUCGAUAAAUCUAACUGGGGUUAGAGGCAAGUGCGAAACGACAGAACCGGCAUCCUCGCUACUGUAACAAGCUAAUUCAAAACAAUGUGGGAUCAACUCGAACCUACACCACCUCAUGUGGCGUAUCUUACUAUCUCGAUAUUCCUGAUUGUCUAUGCGCUCCUGUCUCUAUUUAUUCGAAAUAAACUUCAUCUCUCAGAGCCUCCUUUGGCAGUUCUCUAUGGUAUCAUCUUAGGACCCAAUGUCCUCAAAGUCAUCGCGCCACGAGAAUGGGGCAUGAACGAUGAAAUAUUACAAGAGAUUACGCGAGUGAUAGUCGGGAUACAGUGUUUUGCAGUCGGUAUAGAACUGCCCAAGUUCUACUUUAAGCGGCAUGGGCUGUCGGUUCUCUAUUUCCUUGGCCCUGUCAUGGCAUUCUCGUGGGCUAUCACUGCCUUGUUCGCCUAUCUGAUAUUCAAAACUUCGAUUCCCACGGCGUUGAUCAUCGGAGCCUGCUUGUCGCCAACAGAUCCUGUACUUGCAGCAAGUGUACUCUCCAAGUCACGGUUCAGCCAGAGGGUGCCGAAGCGACUCAAGCAUUUGCUAUCUGCAGAAUCAGCUUCUAAUGAUGGGAUAUCUUUUCCAUUCCUCUAUAUCGGCCUUGUUGCACUUAAUUAUUCCAGCACAGGAGAAGCGGUCAAAGAAUGGUUUCUCAUCACCGUUCUGUGGCAGUGUGUUUUCGGCAUUACGAUAGGUCUGAUCAUCGGCAACGUGGCCAACAGACUUCUCAGAUUCUCCGAUACAAGAGGGUACAUUUCUCAGCCCUCAUUCGUCGUGUUCUACCUUCUUCUCGCUAUCCUCAGCAUUGGAGUUGGCUCUACACUCGGAAGCGAUGACUUCCUCGUAGCAUUCGGCGCAGGAGUAGGAUUUGCACACGACGGAUGGUUCUCCAAAAAGACUAGAGAACUUCCAUUUCCGACUAUCAUAGACCUCAUGCUCAACAGCAGCAUGUUCGUCUUCUUUGGCUCUAUCAUUCCAUGGAAUCGAUUCGUCCCUAGCGACGUAACGCCCAACUGCGGCAUCUGGCAACUGAUCCUCUUCCUCGUCCUGGUCCUCCUCUUCCGCCGCAUCCCAAUAGUGCUCGCCAUGAAACGCUUCAUACCAGACAUCAGAACUUACCGCGAGGCUCUCUUUUGCGGACACUUCGGUCCCAUGGGUGUCGGAGCGCUAUUCUUAGCCAUGGAAGCAAGAGCUGAGUUGGAGAACGACUCUUCCAUACCACUUGGUAAGCCCCGAAAGCUUGUUCCCCCGUACAGCGACAAAGAUAAAGCGAUAGAGUUACUGUGGCCAGUCAUUUGCUUUGUCGUAUUGGGGAGCACGUUCGUACAUGGGUUGAGUACGGUGGGAAUCAGUGUGAUAGGGCAUUUCGCGCGGGAUAAGGGGGAGAGAGCGCCCCUUUUGGGGCAGGAGACUGAUGCGUUGGAAGCGAUGGACCAUGAAGACGGAAAUGGGGAGAGUGAACCAGAGGUCAGCGGCAGUGAAAUCGAAUAGGCGCCUGACUGUCAAGUCGAGCGAUUUCGGGUUUGGAUCGCAUUGCGUUGUGUCGUAUUGGAAACUGAGGGCAUUCUAAAUCAACAUGAUGGAGAGCAGGAACUCGUCCACGACGUCGUACCACAUCUGUACAACCACCACGUUUGGGGUCUAUCGGACAUCAAUUUCUCCUGACGCUCACUUGUACGUCUUUCCGGCACAUCAUUUCCUCAGCUCGUGCUGCUCGCCCCAAGUCAACAUAGCGAUUCGACAAAACCCCAGACGCGUAAAUACCCGAAUAUCACAGCAACCAAGCAACCACGCAACCCUCUAUCAUCAUCGAUACAAAGCUCUCAGUCCUCCCGUCUCUGCCCGUCCCACGGAGUCAGAUAGACAAACGACGGAUGUAUGACACCGUGGCGUAUUGCAUCCAACAACAUAGAACACUUCCAAUGGCCGUGACAAGAUCAGACCGAUCACUUAAAGUAGUCUCGGCAGUUUGUGCUUUGUUGCGCUGUACACGUUUAGAACACACAAUGAUUAGAAUCAAGUUUCAUUCUAAAAAUGUAGGUGUGGCACCAGUAAACAAGUAAAUAAUGGUAUAAUCGAUGUACGCGGUGUUGCAAAGAGUGUCUAAGGUAGAAGAACCCUCCCCAAAUAGCGCCCGUAUGAAAUCCACAUUGAUGUUCCAUAAGCUCGGAUCAUUUCCAGCUCAGCGGAUGUUUCACCGGCAAUAGUAAACAAUGACCUGAGCAACGGCCAUCAUUCUCCACAACAAAUGUCCAUAAAUAAUCCACAAAAAAGAUAAAAAAGAAAUCCAUACGACAGCAGGUAUUCGCUGGUGGUCACCCACCCAACUACUAAUCUGCCGAUCUGGUGCUUAUGUAUGGCAGAGCGGACGGGAUGCCCAGUUCUCACCAGUCUAUGGUCGUAUGUGGCAGAUUGACUAUUGUUUGGAUAUAGAUAGGGCUUAGAAGUUUGCCAGUAGAAUUGAAAUCUACUUGUGGAAAGACUUCUUGUCACAUCAACAUGAACCGCGGAGUGCAGAUGGGUAAUAAUGAGCUGUCGAGGCAACUAGAGUGUUGUUCUGGAGUCGGUUCGUUCUCCUUGUCUUCCGAGGCGUAAUAAUCAAGGAAGGAUUUGCGCGCUUGGAGGAGCUCCGUUUAGAGGACGAGAUUACGCGGGAAGGAGAACUUUAAAAAAUGCAUUUCCGCUGGAGCUUGUAGGUUGGUUAAAGGAGUUCGACUCUAGAGUCAUCCCAUCUCGUUUCUGAAGCAGAGACGGUAUCUUCGAUUGUAAUAGUGUCUUUGAGCUCCAGUCGACAGGGCUGGUAAGACUGCGUGUGAGACGAUUGUAAGAUCAAGAGGAGAAAAGAAGAAGUGAGUUGGGAAAAAGAUACGAUGCCUGCUCUUUGCUGCGCUAGUAACAGUUUUGGCUGAGAUCUAGGACAGAAGCUUCGAUCAAUUGAUAUAUACUACCUACUUCGUACAGUACCUACCUUAUUUGAUUCCAC
Molecule: messenger RNA, 3067 nt
Organism: Cadophora gregata
Lineage: Eukaryota; Fungi; Ascomycota; Leotiomycetes; Helotiales; Ploettnerulaceae
Exons: 3
Coding region: 130-1575 (481 amino acids)
Biological process (GO): regulation of membrane potential; intracellular potassium ion homeostasis; proton export across plasma membrane
Cellular component (GO): plasma membrane
Molecular function (GO): sodium:proton antiporter activity
Source: RefSeq, a predicted model, not a curated record